AAAGUCGAGUCUGAACACUGACAGUGCCAUCCAGCAGGAAGGAUAACUGGACUCACAGUCACUAACUUGCUGAAGACUAACCAUGACAAGAGGCGUCUACAUCCUGUAUGCGUUUGCAGUCACCAAUCUUUUAACUUAUGUUCAAGCUGCAGUACAAUGUGGAGCAACCUUGUCCGUAGCGAGUGGAGCAAUCACCUCUCCGUGCGCAGGAAACCCCGGCCAUACUUAUGAACACGAAGCAAACUGUGAAUGGACCAUCAAUGCAGCAAGUGGAUUAUCGGUGCAUUUAACAUUCAGUAUCUUUGACGUGGAAUACCACUCGAAAUGUGAAUAUGACUACGUAGAGGUGUAUGAUGACCAACGAUUGAUUGGAAGGUACUGUGGAACUACAUUACCACCUCUACUGAUUUCAUCAAGUAAUCGAAUGCGUGUGGUUUUCCAUUCUGAUAGAUCUGUGAGUAAGAAAGGAUUUCAUGCAUCAUAUAUUACUAAGGCGUCCUAUCCAACUGAUUGCAGUGGGGAGCAAACUUUUACAGGGGUCAAAAUAAUCCAACCAACGGGACAUGGUUCCUUCUCCGUUUACUGCAGCAAGGGAUGUGUUUACUUGGCCAGACGGUUUGACGGGAGUGUUGAAUUCUAUCGUAAAUGGGUGGACUAUCAAAAUGGUUUUGGAAAUAAAGCAGGAGAACAUUUCAUCGGCUUAGAAAAUUUGGUGGCGUUGUUAAAGCAGAGAAAAUAUAAACUGAGAGUUGACCUCACGAUGUGGCCACCGAAAAGUAAGACGGGAUAUGCUGAGUAUUCUAACUUCGACGUUGGAGGGAGCAAUACCAACUAUAGUCUGACUGUUGGAGGUUACAGCGGAACAGCUGGUGACUCUCUUCAUGGACAUAAUGGGGCACAAUUUUCGACUUAUGAUCGGGAUAACGAUGCAACUGUUGACUCCGUGAACUGUGCUGUUGCUAACAAAGGUGCUUGGUGGUACCAAGCAUGCCCUAGCGCAAAUCUAUUUGGAUCUUAUCCAGAUAGUCACGUCUGCCCCCAAUCGGGAACAUGUAUAUCGUGGGCUCAAUGGUAUUUAGAGUAUAUCGGCAGAAAUCCCCACCUUUACUCAUUUAGAAAGGUAGACAUGUCAAUUUGUCCGAUUUGAAAUUCGUUUCCAUGUCACGAAAUCUAAAUAAAUAAAGUUAUUGCAAUAUAAUUGCAGAACUAUCCA
Owenia fusiformis is the source of this 1213-nucleotide messenger RNA. Lineage: Eukaryota; Metazoa; Annelida; Polychaeta; Sabellida; Oweniidae. The record is from the annotation of a GenBank genome assembly.